Molecule: messenger RNA, 1301 nt
Organism: Canariomyces notabilis
Lineage: Eukaryota; Fungi; Ascomycota; Sordariomycetes; Sordariales; Chaetomiaceae
Exons: 3
Coding region: 445-1152 (235 amino acids)
Source: RefSeq, a predicted model, not a curated record
AAUGCAAUGUUUGGUGCCAUGUUUGCAAAUUUAACGAAUGAGAGGCUGAUUGGUGGCCUUGAUUCCCACCCUCCUGCGUUUCCAGACCCGACCCCUGAUUAGCCGCAGUUGGCUGAUCUCGAGCAGCACUACGUCAUAGCCUUUCGUCGUCGCAUAUGCCGCGACCACUAUCCUGCACCCUUCAGGUUGCGCUGCCAUCCUCCCCCAUGUCAUCACCGGUCAUGGGAAGCCUGACGUGAAGGGGAGGCUUCAGCCACAUGAAAUCAGGGUUGCAGCAGCUAUGAUGUUACAAGGGCUCUCCAAGUUUAUCUCCAGGAAGGUCUACCUAACUUGCUAGAAAAGAAGAUCGUGUAAACCUUCAGCGUCCUUGGCAUCCCAAUUGUUCAACUCUCAUCCCAACUCAACAUAUCAACAGUGAAGACAGAGAAUCUGCAUCCUGCAAAAAUGUCAUCGCCACAAAAUAAGAAGAACGAGCAGAUCCAAAACCCGGAAAGGGAGGAGGAGCAAACUGCUACACAAGCCAACCAGCCAGAAACCGCCGAACAAACACACGCCGCCACGGCAGAGGACGACAAUGACGAUGGUGACUUCAACAACAACAAUCAGCACGAAGAUGGGGAAGCCGAGGAAGGCCAACCCGAGGACGGCGAGGAGUACGAGGAAGAAGACCCCGACGCGGAAAACCAGCAGGUCCUAGAAGACGACUACCAGGAGGACGGCGAAGAGGCCGAAGGCGAGGCCGCAGCAGAGGAUGACGAAGCCUACCCGGCGCAAGCUCAGGAGGAGCAAGACGAGGAAGACAGCCCGGCCUACUCAGCGCCCGCCACACCCAAGGACGAUGAGAAGCCGCAGCCGAAGUGGAUGCAGACGCAGCAACAGCAGAAACAGCAGCAGAACCGGGAACUGCAGCGCCGCCGCCGCCGUCCUCAGAGACGUUACCAAGACGACGACGAUGAUGACGACGAUGACUACGACGACCAGGUGUAUCGCCAGCCGCGCAUGCAGCAGCAGCAAAUGAUGCCGCAGCCCCAGCAGCAGGGCGGUGGAGGCGGCAAGAACCCGCUCAAGCUGAGGUUGGAUCUCAACUUGGAGGUGGAGAUUGAGCUGAAGGCGCAUAUCCAUGGUGAUUUGACGCUUGCUUUACUCAACUAGAUUGACAGGUCGGGCUAACCAUUGUGUUUCUCGCCUAUUCUUCGUUGCUUUAGAGAAGGGUUGUAAUGGUUCCUCUGGCGCAGCUUCCAUUUGUUUCCGGUGAAGUAGUCGACAUCCGAAUAUCUAUGGGAGGGAUGAGGGAGCAGUAC